CCUCUCUCUCUCUCUCUCUCUCUCUCUCUCCCCUUCUCCCUCCUGCUCUCCGCCUCCCUGCAGCGCCACGCCGGCUCCCCAGCCCUGUCGGCCGAUCGCGAGCCGCUGAGAGUUUGCCGAGCCGCCCCCCUGGGGCCCCGCGCCGCCGAGUCCCGCUAAGGCGAAGACGCAAGCAGGCCGGGGAGAGCGCGGAAGAAAAACAAGCGGGCGCGCCGCGGGAGCCCCAGGAGGGCGGCCGGGUGGCGGCGGAGGGCGGACGGGGCGGGCCGGCGCCGACGGCCGGGGGAGCGCGCACGGGAAAGUUCGGCCCCGGCGGCCGCGCGCCUGCCUCGCGGCGCUCCGGGAGAGGAACUUGCCCUCCGCGCGGCUCGAGCGGCGAGCGUUUCCCACCCGAGAGCCGGCCGAGCGCGCCGCGGCCGGGGGUGGGCGGCGAGGCGGCUGGCGGAGGGCGCCGAGGGAGCGCGGACGCCGCGGGCCCCCAUGCCGGCGGCCAACAUGCUGGAGAACCUGCAGCCGCCCGCCCUGCAGGUGCCCGAGCCGCAGGGCGCGCCCGAGGGCAGCCCGCUCUGGUCCAGCUCGUCGACCCCCACGCUCCGCCGCCGGCGCUUCAAGAUGCGCCGCAUGAAGAACGUGCAGGAGCAGAGCCUGGAGGCCGGGCUGGCCCGGGACCUGCCCGGCGUCUUGGCCCCCGGCAAGGAGUUCCUGCAGCUGCCGUCCAUCGAGAUCACGCCCUCCAGCGACGAGGACACCCCGUGGUCCAACUGCUCCACACCGAGCGCUUCCCCGCGCCGAAAGCGCUUCCUCCUCCGCAAGUGGCUCAGGGUGAGGGAGCGGAAGGAGUGCAGUGAAAGCAGCAGCCAGCAGAGUAGCCAGCAGAGCAGCCACGACGAUGAUUCCAGCAGGUUCCUGAGUCCUCGAGCGCGGGAAGAAAGCACUGCCAGUAACUCAAACCGCAGCACGCCGGCCUGCUCCCCCAUCCUCCGGAAACGGUCUCGCUCGCCAACCCCGCAGAGCCCGGACGGAGACACCAUGGUGGAGAAGGGCUCAGACCACUCCUCGGACAAGUCCCCGUCCACGCCGGAGCAGGGCGUCCAGCGCAGCUGCUCCUCGCAGUCCGGCCGGAGUGGCGGCAAAAAUUCCAAGUCUCACAAGCGCCUCUCAAAAUAUGACAGACUUAACCUGAUCAAAAAAAGCCAGAGUUGGUAUAACGUAUUAAGCCCAACUUACAAGCAGAGAAAUGAAGACUUCAGAAAGCUCUUUAAGCAACUUCCAGACACGGAGCGCCUCAUUGUUGAUUACUCAUGUGCACUCCAAAGAGACAUUCUUCUUCAGGGCCGACUCUACCUCUCUGAAAAUUGGAUCUGCUUCUACAGCAACAUCUUCCGCUGGGAAACUCUGCUGACUGUCCGUUUGAAAGACAUCUGCUCCAUGACUAAAGAAAAAACAGCUCGCCUCAUUCCCAAUGCCAUCCAAGUUUGCACUGACUCAGAAAAGCACUUUUUCACUUCAUUUGGAGCCCGGGAUAGGACGUACAUGAUGAUGUUCCGGCUCUGGCAGAAUGCACUCCUCGAAAAGCCCCUGUGUCCCAAGGAGCUCUGGCACUUUGUUCACCAGUGCUAUGGGAAUGAAUUGGGCCUUACCAGUGACGACGAGGACUACGUGCCCCCCGAUGACGACUUCAACACUAUGGGCUACUGUGAGGAGAUCCCUGUGGAAGAGAAUGAAGUGAAUGACAGCUCGUCGAAAAGCAGCAUCGAGACCAAGCCAGAUGCCAGUCCUCAGCUACCCAAGAAAUCCAUCACCAACAGCACGCUGACAUCCACAGGGAGCAGCGAAGCCCCCGUGUCGUUUGAUGGCUUGCCCCUGGAGGAGGAGGUGCUGGAUGGCGAUGGGUCCCUGGAGAAGGAGCUUGCCAUUGACAACAUCAUCGGGGAGAAGAUGGAGAUCAUUGCACCCGUGACCUCCCCUUCGCUGGACUUCAAUGACAACGAGGACAUCCCCACCGAGCUCAGUGACUCUUCCGACACCCAUGAUGAAGGGGAGGUCCAGGCCUUCUACGAGGACCUGAGUGGCCGGCAGUACGUGAAUGAAGUCUUCAACUUCAGUGUGGACAAGCUCUAUGACCUGCUGUUCACCGACUCGCCCUUCCAGCGGGACUUCAUGGAGCAACGGCGAUUCUCCGAUAUCAUCUUCCAUCCAUGGAAGAAGGAAGAGAAUGGCAACCAGAGCCGAGUGAUUCUCUAUACCAUCACCCUCACCAACCCUCUGGCUCCUAAAACUGCCACUGUCAGGGAGACACAGACCAUGUACAAGGCGAGCCAGGAGAGUGAAUGUUACGUGAUAGACGCCGAGGUCCUCACGCACGACGUGCCCUACCACGACUACUUCUACACCAUCAAUCGCUACACCCUCACCCGCGUGGCUCGGAACAAGAGUCGACUCAGGGUCUCCACAGAGCUGCGCUAUCGAAAACAGCCCUGGGGGUUAGUGAAGACCUUCAUCGAGAAGAACUUCUGGAGUGGGCUGGAGGACUACUUCCGCCACCUGGAGAGCGAGCUGACGAAAACGGAGAGCACCUACCUGGCUGAGAUGCACAGACAGUCUCCCAAAGAGAAGGCCAGCAAGCCCCCAACGGUACGGAGGAGGAAGCGCCCCCAUGCUCACCUGCGGGUGCCUCACCUGGAAGAGGUGAUGAGCCCCGUCACCACACCCACUGAUGAAGAUGUGGGCCACAGGAUCAAACACGUGGCAGGUUCCACGCAGACACGGCAUGUCCCCGAGGACACCCCUAACGGCUUCCACCUGCAGAGUGUGUCCAAGCUGCUGCUGGUUAUCAGCUGUGUGAUCUGUUUCAGUCUGGUGCUGCUGGUCAUCCUUAACAUGAUGCUCUUCUAUAAACUCUGGAUGUUGGAAUACACCACCCAGACCCUCACUGCCUGGCAGGGUCUGAGGCUCCAAGAAAGGGGUCUGGGAGCACAGGAGAGUCCACUGAGCAUAACUCCAGCUGCCAGGGUACCCCUUCUUCUACCCCACAGGUUACCCCAGUCUCAGACAGAAUGGGCCCAGCUCUUGGAGUCCCAACAAAAGUACCACGAUACUGAGCUCCAAAAAUGGAGGGAGAUCAUCAAAUCCUCAGUGAUGCUUCUUGACCAGAUGAAGGACUCUCUCAUCAAUCUUCAGAACGGCAUCAGGUCCCGCGACUACACAUCAGGAAGUGAAGAGAAGAGGAACCGCUAUCACUGACCAGGCAGGAGCAGGGGUGGCUGCAAGAGGCCUGUGCAAUACGUGUACAUAGACCAUAUAAAUAUAUAUAUAUAAAUAUAUAUAUAUACAGAAUAUAAAUAUAUAUAUAUUAUAUACAGAUUUUAAAAAGAGAUAAUGCCUAUGUACCAGGGAGAAGGAGCCGGACGGCCUCCUGUGCUGGCCGGGCCGAGGGGCCGAGGAGGGCAGGGACCACCUCUCAGCACCGACCUCCCCUGAUCCUCCUCCUCCCCAUCCCUUCCCCCACCCCCAACCCUUUCCCUCACUGGCCGUCCUUGGCUCUGAGAAGGGAAAUGUUGUUGAGCCAAAGUUAUGCCUGUGAAGACCCUGGGGUCUCGAAGUCUCAAGGGGGCAUUGCUUAAGGUGCUUCAUUCCCCAAUCCUCUUUUGAUUUGUCUCCAAAAUAAAAGAGAAUCUCCUGCCCCCCACCCCACCCCACCCCCCCUCCCCCCUACCCCCCUACCCCCCUCACCUCCCCAGGUGCUCUCUUGUGAACAGGAAGCAUCCAGGGCGGGAGCCCAAUCAAAAGUCUGCCACCUGAGGCCACGCCCCUUUCUGUGGACGCCAUGCCGCCAGCCCGUUGGGGGUUGGAGGGCUGGGAAAGCUGUGCCUGUGUGAUUGGGCUUUGUAGCUGAAGGCUCCCCUGGGGACUUGUGUACCUAACGGUGUUCUCCUCCGUCACCCCUGCACCUUCCCCUAACCCGUGUAGGGUGUGGACCCAAUAAGGGCUGGGAAUUUCUGACCUUCCCACCCCCCUUCUCUCUGGUCUUCUCCCAGGCUGGAUCUGGGUGAAGUGUCACUUUUUAGUGCCUAAAGCCCUAUUUUUUCUCUGUGCCCUAAGAGCACACAUUGUUUAUUAGCCAGGAUGGAGCAUUUUUGAUCUUGUUAAACCCCUUUUUAAGUGGUUAUAAGCAAGGAGGGCCUGUGGCUCUAAUUCCUUCAUUUUGAGCUGUCCAUUUGAUUUCCGGGACGAUCCAGGGUGCCCUAGGGACGUCCGGGGUUUGGGAGAGUGAGUGCCCUCACAUUGUACAUAUUGUGGGUUCACACGGAACGCUGUGUAAGUAGUGAGCAACUUGGUGAGUGCUCACUUGGCUGCCAGCAUCGUUUACUCUAAGAGAAGAGCCAACUUUAGUCAAGGGAGACACUGGAGACCUUCUGCACAAGGAAGGAGACCUAGGCUUUUGGAAGGAAUACAUUUAGGAAACGUGCGUGCAUUUGUGAAGGAAAAGGCCUGAUUGAGUCUCUGCCCUUCGGGGGCCAUUCCAAAUCCUGUUUCUAAGACUUAGGAGAAUUCUGGUAAAGGGGGCAAAGCCUUCUCUGGUCUCUGGCCCCAGGGAGGUAUGAGAGCACUGAGGAGGAGAAAGUGAGUCAUCCAGAUCCAUUUUGGAGUUGGUUCACUAGGAUUGGUUCACUAGAAUUCGUGCACUUAUCUGACCUCUAUCUGACCUCGUCGGGCCCUUAUAGCCACGAUUACCAUUUUUUAUUCACUAACUGCUAUUCUAACAUAUAAUGACCAGAGGGAUCCUGCCAGCCCCAGGCAGAGCUCACAGUGCUCAGUCAGGAAAGGAUUGUACCAGUUUGGCAAGGAAAGUUCUUUUAGAUUGCUCAUUAUUCUAGUGGGCGUCUUGAUGCGAGGGACAGAAGAAACGCAGGGCUUCUCACUGAUGUGGCCCAAAAGAAGGGCAAGUUGUGUUCUUCUCUUGGAAUGGCCGGAGCAUCCCACUUUUAUAAUCAAAGACAAGUUUUUGACUUUUUAGUCUGAGAAUAUGGCCUUAUUAUUGCCCUAAGAGCAGGAAUACAUGCCCCAGGGGAGUAGGCUGAGAAGGCUCCACAGAAUCAGCUAGAAUUGAUAUCCCUCCUCUAGAAAAGGAGAUGUGAGGGAUGGAGUUGAACAUAAUCCUUGGGAAGGGUGCAUGGGCCCACGGGUCAGUGGGUCACCACUCACUCUUGUCCGGGGCUUUGAAUGGGAGACGCCCUGGUGAGGGUCAGGGCUCGUGGGCCCUGGGCCAAAGGAGGAAUAGUGCAGACUGCUAGAAAUUUUCCUGUUCCAGUGGCCAGAAGCCAAAGUUAGUCUCAGAAACUUUUGAAAGCAAAAAUGGUAAAUUCUCUAACUUAAUCCAUGUACCAUUAUUUAUCUAAAUCCAUUCAAUUGUUGAAGGUCCCAUGGUGGGACCUUUGGGGUAACUUACAAAGGGUUCUCUGCCGGCAGUAAAGUAAUACAAGUGGGCCUGGCUACGCAGAGUUGCUCAGCUUUUGCUUUACCUCUUCAGCCCUUCCAGGGAGGAGUAGGUAACAGGGAGGGACGCAUUUAGUAUGUCCAAGGAAUCAUCAUGGUUUCUGGGGGUGUGAGCCUGGGAGACAGGGUCUGCACACAGGGAACAUCCCUCCACCCGCCUCUUUCCUAGGAAUCAUGAUCUCUCUAGUGGGCCUCUCUGAUAUAAUAAUGUUUUAAACCUUCAAGCCAGGAGAAAGCUCAGCACCUCUGUUGACUCCCAAACAAAAGCUUCCCCCCCCUCCCCUUAUUCAAUAGCCUGUCAAA
Molecule: messenger RNA, 5799 nt
Organism: Leopardus geoffroyi (Geoffroy's cat)
Lineage: Eukaryota; Metazoa; Chordata; Mammalia; Carnivora; Felidae
Gene: GRAMD1B
Product: GRAM domain containing 1B
Exons: 23
Coding region: 481-3243 (920 amino acids)
Biological process (GO): intracellular sterol transport
Cellular component (GO): endoplasmic reticulum-plasma membrane contact site; endoplasmic reticulum membrane; plasma membrane
Molecular function (GO): sterol transfer activity; sterol binding
Source: RefSeq, a predicted model, not a curated record